CGGCUUCCUCCUUUGGCGAGGAACGGAAGCUCAGAAAAACGGGGAGGGGACAAAAAGAAAAAUGAAAGGGAGGCGGGCGCUUGGAGGGUCUCUGGGGCCUCGUUAUGGGCGCCGUCGGGAAGCCUUGCCGACACUCUUGAGGCGAACGGCGAAGAUGCCUUGAAGGAGAACUUGGAGUUUCAUUGCGUAGCAUGUUUGCGUAAACGGGAAAGAAGGAAGUGGUUGUGCUUUUUGUGAGAUUUGGUUUCCCUUACCUGGAGUAAAAAUGUCACUGUAUCCUUCUCUGGAAGACCUGAAGGUAGACAAAGUAAUUCAGGCUCAGACAUCCUUUGCUUCAAACCCAGCUAAUCCAGCAAUUCUAUCUGAAGCUUCAGCACCCAUUUUACAAGAUGGAAAUUUAUAUCCUAAACUGUAUCCUGAACUUGCCCAGUAUAUGGGUAUAAGUUUGAAUGAUGAGGAAAUUCAGAGAAACCUGACAAUGGUUCCUGCAAAUUCACAGGGGCUUGUUGCAAGACGUUCUGCAUCAGAUUACAUGGUAGCUCCAGUAACUGGAAAUGAUGUUGGAAUUCGUCGGGCAGAAAUUAAGCAGGGGCUCCGUGAACUGAUCUUGUGUAAAGAUCAGGAAGGAAAAAUUGGACUUCGUCUUAAGUCAGUGGACAAUGGUGUCUUUGUUCAGCUGGUUCAGGCAAACACCCCAGCCGCACUGGCUGGCCUGCGAUUUGGAGACCAGAUUCUGCAAAUAAAUGGCGAAAAUUGUGCUGGAUGGAGUUCUGAUAAAGCUCAUAAAAUAUUGAAACAAGUUUCUGGAGAGAGAAUUUCCAUGAUAAUUCGAGACAGGCCUUUUGAACGGACUAUUAUCAUGCACAAGGACAGUACAGGACAUGUUGGCUUUAUUUUCAAAAAUGGAAAAAUAACUUCAAUAGUUAAAGAUAGUUCUGCUGCAAGAAAUGGACUUCUUACUGAACACAGCAUUUGUGAAAUUAAUGGACAGAAUGUAAUUGGUCUGAAGGAUUCCCAGAUUGCAGACAUAUUAUCAACAGUUGGAAAUGUAGUGACCAUUACUAUCAUGCCUUCCCAGAUCUAUGAACACAUAAUAAAAAGGAUGGCUUCAAGUAUUAUGAAAAGCUUGAUGGAUCAUACUAUUCCUGAAGUCUAAAAUUCAUUUUGGAUGCAUUUGUAAUUGAGACACUGCUAAACAUGGCUACUAUGUCUUUGCAAUAUUUACAUUCUGCACAUGAGCCUUUCUUUGACAUGAGAUGCUGCAUUGAGCAUUUAUAAUUACAUUAUGUCUGGGAAUUUCAAGAAAAACCUUGCUCACAUUUUGCAUUGUAUAUUCAUCAUGCUACUUUGACAAAACAUAUAGUUCUUUCAUAGGGUUGUAUUAUAUAGAUCAGGAUAAUUUCUGUCAUUAAAAAAUGGAAAAAAACAAUGUUUGAAAGCAUCUAGUAUUUGCUUUCUUUGAUCCAGAUAUACUGCUGCUCUUUGUACUUUUUCAGAUUCAUUUUUGUACUGCAUCUACCAGUAAGAAUAUAACUUAGUGUUAAUUAACUGAUUUUAGUAAUCUUGUUUACAAAAAGCAUGCUGGUUAAACUGAGCAUAGCUUGUAUUUAUCAUUCCAUAACUAUUUUAAAAUAAUGUUUGUCUUUUUGCUGUCUUAUAAAAUUGUUCUAAUAUGCUUAUAUUGUGUUGCCUUAAUCCUCUUAAAACAAAUAAAGUUGCAAAUAUAUUCACUUCCUAAA
This is a messenger RNA of Thamnophis sirtalis, 1739 nucleotides long. RefSeq names its product syndecan binding protein (gene SDCBP). Gene Ontology annotation, molecular function: syndecan binding. Lineage: Eukaryota; Metazoa; Chordata; Lepidosauria; Squamata; Natricidae. Gene Ontology annotation, biological process: positive regulation of transforming growth factor beta receptor signaling pathway. The record is from RefSeq and is a predicted model, not a curated record. Gene Ontology annotation, cellular component: plasma membrane; cytoplasm.